UCUCUGAAAAGGGCUGUAGCAGAAUACUUAUCUCAAGAUCUUCCAAACAAGCUGUCCCCUGAUGAUGUUUACCUGACAAUUGGAUGUACUCAAGCAAUUGAAGUAAUUUUGAAUGUUCUUGCACGCCCAAAUGCAAAUAUUCUACUUCCGAGGCCUGGUUUCCCUUAUUAUGAAGCACGGGCUGUUUUUUGCAAUCUUGAAAUGCGUCACUUUGAUCUUCUCCCAGAAAGUGAGUGGGAGGUGGACCUUAAUGCAGUUGAGUCUUUGGCAGAUGAAAAUACUGUGGCUAUUGUCAUUAUUAAUCCUGGGAAUCCGUGCGGCAAUGUCUACACAUACCACCACUUGAAGGGGGUGGCAGAGAUGGCAAGGAAGCUUGGAAUUUUAGUUAUUGCUGAUGAAGUUUAUGAUCAUCUCACUUUUGGAAGCAAACCAUUUGUGCCUAUGGGAAUCUUUGGAUCGAUUGCGCCUGUAGUUACACUUGGAUCCAUAUCAAAGAGGUGGAUUGUCCCUGGUUGGCGACUUGGUUGGCUUGUUACAAAUGAUCCAAAUGGCAUACUAAAAAAACAUGGGGUCAUAGAUUCCAUCACGGGGUUUCUCAAUAUAUCUUCUGACCCCGCAACCUUUAUUCAGGGAGCAAUUCCUCAGAUCAUUCAGAAUACAAAAGAUGAUUUCUUCUCUAAAAUAGCAAAUAUGCUAAGAGAAACUGCAGACAUCUGUUACGACAGAAUCAAGGAUAUACCUUGCAUCACUUGCCCAAGUAAACCUCAAGGAUCUAUGUUUGUGAUGGUCAAACUUCAUUUGAACCUUCUAGCAGACAUUGAAGAUGAUUUGGACUUCUGUCUCAAGCUAGCUAAGGAGGAGUCUUUGAUAAUUCUACCAGGUAUUGCUGUGGGACUCAAGAAUUGGCUCAGGAUAACCUUUGCAUGUGAGCCAUCAUCUCUGGAAGAUGGCCUGAAGAGACUAAAUGCUUUCUAUCAAAGGCAUGCCAAAAAACAAUAAGCUACUCUUAGAGGGAAUCUUGAUAUCUCUGUAUUAAGGGUUCAGUCCAAGAAUCGGUAAUGUGAUCUUCAACUACUUGAGUUGGAUCUUGUAUGGUGUAAGAUAGCUCAUAAAUAAGUUUAGAUUUUCAACAAUUUCCUUGAAUCAUCAGAGGAAUGUAAUAUGCUAUUCGGAAUGGUAUCUGAUAGUAAGUACUAUAGACAAUAUCAUUAUGAGGAGGAUCUCCAAACUCCAGCUUCAGAAUA
Messenger RNA from Nicotiana tabacum (common tobacco), 1244 nucleotides. The record is from RefSeq and is a predicted model, not a curated record. Lineage: Eukaryota; Viridiplantae; Streptophyta; Magnoliopsida; Solanales; Solanaceae.